AUGUCAUUCUUCGGAUCGUCCUCCGCCGCCCCGGCCAAACCCGCCGAAGAUGUCAAGUCCGCCAUCGUGCGCCAGCUGCAACAGGAAGCCGCCAUGGCCAACGCCCGCGCUCUGAUCGGAAAAAUCAACGAGCACUGCUUCGAUGCCUGUAUCCCCGCGCCCGGCUCGACCCUCUCCUCCAAGGAGAGCACCUGCCUGUCUAGCUGUAUGGAGAAGUACAUCGCCAUGUGGAACGUCACCAGCCGCACCUACAUCGCCCGCGUCGGGCAAGAAAGCAAGCGUCUGGGCGGCCAAGAUGCUGCUGCCUUUGCGGCUAUGGCGACUGGAGCGUCGGAGGGGAGCAGCGGAGGGCUGAGCUGA
Molecule: messenger RNA, 360 nt
Organism: Penicillium lagena
Lineage: Eukaryota; Fungi; Ascomycota; Eurotiomycetes; Eurotiales; Aspergillaceae
Gene: tim13
Product: protein translocase subunit TIM13
Exons: 2
Coding region: 1-360 (119 amino acids)
Source: RefSeq, a predicted model, not a curated record